Messenger RNA from Vidua macroura (Pin-tailed whydah), 2511 nucleotides. RefSeq names its product tachykinin receptor 1 (gene TACR1). Gene Ontology annotation, biological process: G protein-coupled receptor signaling pathway; positive regulation of flagellated sperm motility. Gene Ontology annotation, cellular component: sperm midpiece; plasma membrane. NCBI's taxonomy places the organism in Eukaryota, Metazoa, Chordata, Aves, Passeriformes, Viduidae. Gene Ontology annotation, molecular function: substance P receptor activity. The transcript is spliced from 5 exons. Bases 16 to 1251 code for a protein of 411 amino acids. The record is from RefSeq and is a predicted model, not a curated record.
CGAUCUCCCCGGGCCAUGGAUGAGUCCCCGCUGCUGGUGGCUGAGCUGGAGCUGGAGCCCCUCAACGCCUCCCUGAACGAGUCCUGGGCCAACCCGUUCGUGCAGCCACCGUGGCAGGUGGCCCUGUGGGCCGUGGCCUAUGCCCUCAUCGUGGUGGUGGCCGUGGUGGGCAACGCCGUGGUCAUGUGGAUCAUCCUGGCGCACAAGCGGAUGCGCACGGUCACCAACUACUUCCUGGUGAACCUGGCCUUCGCCGAGGCCGCCAUGGCCGCGCUCAACACCGUGGUGAACUUCAGCUACGCCGUGCACAACGAGUGGUACUUCGGGCCCGCCUACUGCCGCUUCCACAACUUCUUCCCCAUCGCCGCCGUCUUCGCCAGCAUCUACUCCAUGACGGCCAUCGCGCUGGACAGGUACAUGGCCAUCAUCCACCCGCUCCGGCCGCGCCUCUCGGCCGCGGCCACCAAGGCUCUGAUCGGGCUGAUCUGGCUGCUGGCGCUGCUGCUGGCCUUUCCCCAGGGAUAUUUCUCCGUCACUGCUGAGCUCCCGGGACGCCUCGUCUGCCUCGUGGAGUGGCCGGAGCCCGGAGGAGCCAUGUCCGGGAAAACGUACCACUUUUCCAUGACUGUGCUGCUGUACCUGCUGCCGCUGCUGGUGAUCGGCUGUGCCUACGCCGCCGUUGGCCGCACACUCUGGGCCAGCGCCAUCCCCGGAGACUCCUCCGACCGCUACCACGAGCAGGUGUCGGCCAAGAGGAAGGUGGUGAAGAUGAUGAUCAUGGUGGUGUGCACCUUCGCGCUCUGCUGGCUGCCCUACCACGUCUACUUCACGCUGCAGUACCUGCAGCCCCAGUGGUACCUGCAGAGCUUCAUCCAGCAGGUCUACCUGGCCGUCAUGUGGCUGGCCAUGAGCUCCACCAUGUACAACCCCAUCAUCUACUGCUGCCUCAACGACAGGUUCCGGGUGGGAUUCAAGCACGCAUUCCGGUGGUGCCCGUGGGUCAGUGCCGGUGAGUACGAGGGGCUGGAGCUGCGCUCGGCACGCUUCCUGCACACACACAGCUCCGUGUCCAAGCUCAGCCGCAUGGACACCACCACCGUGGCCUCGGCACUCGGCGCGGCCGACGAGGAGCCGGACGAGCCCGGCCGGGCCGAGCGGCUCUCCCUGGACAUGACCUCCAACGGCUCCUCCCGCAGCGACUCCAAGACGGUCUCCGAGAGCUUCAGCUUCUACUCCAACACCCUCACCUAGGAAUGUCCCCUCAGUGCCACCUUGGUGUCACCGCCCUGCUUGUGCCGUGCCGGCGUUUCCCGCGCUGUUUUCCCAUCUCUUUUCCUUGGGAUGAGUUCCGCUGUGGGGCUGGACGCCAGGAAUGUUUUCACUGCCUGGCUGGAGAUGAAGGGGAUGCAGGAACGGGACAGAGCCGGGUUUUCCUCCGGAAUUCCAACGCUGGCCGGCACUUCCGUGCUCUCUGCGAGGCAGGAGGGACCUCUCGGUGCAUCCCACCCCACGGAAAACGACCCCAUCCUGCACCUCCCUCCUCCCAUCCUUAAUUUCAUUCUCCCUGCUGGAUAUCCAGGGGGAUCUAUCUUGAAUCCCAAAAUCCCAAAAAGGCUUUUUCCAGCUCCACAGGGAGUCAUUGGCCACAGCGUAGAUUUUGGGAUUCAAACAGGCCUGGCCCUGGUUUGGGUCUGUUUGGCAGAAGAACCGUGGCACCUUUGGAAGCCGCAGCCAAGGAUCCAGCGGCGCCUUUGGAAGCUGCAGCCGAGGAUCCAUCCGGGAGCCAUUCCCAUUGUUCGGAGCGUUUUUCUGGGAUUGCUGUGGAUACAAGGCCUGCCCCGCCCAUCCUUGUCUUUACUGUUGUUUUUGUUUUCUGUCCCUCGAGGGCUCCUCACAGCGGAGCGUUCCAAGAUGGAAGUGCAGGAUCUGCUGUUUACAGGGCAUUCCCACAGGGAAUGACGGGAUUUGGUUUUUUUGGGAUUUCCGUGUCCUUGCUGGAGCCUUGGUGUGAGGUCACAGAGCCCAGCCCGGGAGCUCCUGGGGUUUAUUUCCCAUUAAAAUCACCCUAAUCCAAAAAAAAUCCAAUUUUCAGCCUUCAGGACCCACCAUGGACCCUUCCAGUCUUCCCCAAUCCAGGAUUCUGGGAUUUUAGGAUUUAUUCCUCUCCCAAACCCUGCCCCAAAAUCCCGUGUCCAGCUGAAAAAUGGACAUAAUCAUUAUAAUGCAAAGUUUAGCAUGGGAAUCUUCCUUUUCCGUGGAAUAUCCCCCCAAAUUCCAUUCCUGUGGAAUAUCCACCCCAAAUCCCAUUCCCACUGGAAUAUCCAUCCCCAAAUCCCAUCUCUGUGACUGUGACAUCCCUGGGGAAUUCAGGAUGUCGGCAGCUGGAGGGAGCUUUCUGGGAAGUUCUUCCCAUGGGAACAUCCCAAGAGAGAGAACGCAACCAUCCUUCCCAAAGUGUCUCGGGAUUGUCCCAGUGUGGAUUUUCAUGGAUAAAUAUUCCUUUGAUGUGGA